UAAUUUAUUAAGUAUAUAAUAUAAAUAAAACAAAAUAUUAAAGUAAAAAGGGCUUUUGUAUAGGAAUCUGUAUCGGUAUUGGCAGUUUUGUAUCAGAAUCGGAUCAGAACUGAAGAAAUGUGGAUCCGCCUGUCCCUAAAGAGUAACAACACUGCAAUAAAUAAAAAUUAUGUACAGUAAUUAAUAAAUCAAAAAUGUGUGCAGUCAUUGAACAAUUAAUGGAGCAACCAAAAAAAUCAAUAUGUACCACUUAUAGGAUAUACUUCAGUUUAUGUGAUUUCUUUUACAGUUCUUUAAAUUUGUAAUUAAUAACCAGCAAUACACCUCGUUGGCAGAGGUCUGUACUCUAUUGAGUGCAUUUUCUAGUAACAGAGAAUAUUUAUGCAAAUGUACUGCAUGCGAUGAUUACCUUAGCUAAAUAGAUUACCUAUAAAGAAAAAGUCAAAUUAAACAGUAAAGCUAUCAUUGCCCUUAAUUUUGCUUCUCAGACUGAAGUGGUAAAAAGUUUGCUUGUCACAAAAUAAAUCACACUCGUUUGACUUGCAUUUGAGGGAUAAGCCUGUUACUCUUUAAAUUCUUCUAAUACAUCGGGAUGCCUGUCAGAUGCUUUGCCAGGUUCAGCAUGUUGUGCCCCUUUCUCUACCUUAAAGCAUCUUUUACACACAAGCUCUGCAGUGUCUGUGGGCUUGACUGUCGGCAAGGUUGAAUUCCACGACCACGAUUCAGGAGAGGGAUGGCAGAAAGGCCGGGCGAAGACAAACAUAGUGAUUCAGAGGAGAAGUGGAUUCCCUGCCUUCUGAGAAGGAGCCCGCGCCACAUGGCAAGUCGAGCAUCCAGGAGUUUCCAGCCUCCAUCCAGGCUGCAUGAUCAGAGCAGACCCACAGACCAGGGAACGAGGAAGACACCUUCCCACAAUAUAACCAGCUGCCGCAUGAACCCAGAACCUUACCAGCAGGGUGUCAGAGAGGUUAAAAAAGAGGAGAGGGAAUGCUUGAUAUCUGAGGGUGAAGGGACCACAAACAAGACCCCCAACAAGGAGUAUGUCAAACAAAUGAGGAUUGGAUCGGUCAAAACUACCCAGUGUUCCACAACUUCUGCUGGCCCCAGUGCUGCUCAGCUCAGUACAGACACACUCGGUACCCUGCAAGAAGGGAGUACAGACACUCUGACAGCUCAACGAGGUUCACAGCGUGAGAAGACUAUAAACAAAGGUUCUAAAAAACACCAACAGACUUGCACAGGGGGGACAUCCUAUCAAUGUUCUGAGUGUGGGAACACCUUCAGUCGAUUUGGACACCUAAAGAUACACCAACGGAUUCACACAGGGGAGAGGCCCUACCAGUGCUCCCAGUGUGGAAAGAGCUUCAGUCGUAUAGAAAUCCUGAAGACACACCAGCGGAUUCACACAGGGGAGAGGCCCUACCAAUGCUCCCAGUGUGAGAAGAGCUUCAAUCAUUCAGGAAACUUAAUAGCACACCAGCGGAUUCACACAGGGCAGAAGCCUUUCUAUUGCUCCCACUGUAAGGAGACUUUCAGUCAUUCAGGAACCCUAAAAGCACACCAGCGUAUUCACACAGGGGAGAAGUCCUACCAGUGCUCCCAGUGUGGGAGGAGCUUCAGUCGGUCAGGAACCCUAAAGAGGCACGAGUGGACUCACACAGGGGAAAGGCCCUACCAGUGCUCUCAGUGUGGGAAGAGCUUCAGUCGAUUAGAACACAUAGAGAGACACCAGCAGACUCACACAGUUGACACAGCAACCAAUCUGUAAGCAUAAACCUGCUCUGAACAUGUUUAAUCAAUGUAAAUAAGAUUAGGUCACAGAUAUAAACAGAGCUCUAACCACUCAGGAAACCCAUCUAAUCAUGCAGGGGGAACAGUGCACAUUUUCAUCAGAUAAGGAUGCAGUGGGGACAAAAUCUGGCUUUAAAAAUGUUAUUUAUAUUUCUCAGAUGAAUAAUACAUUUCAUCAUGGUCCUUAAACGCAUAUUUAAAUCACGUUUUUUUUAACAUUUCUGUCAACGAAAUUAACACUGGAGGCGAUAUCGGGUAUCACAAGCAGGUGUGAGGGCAAGGAAACAAAUGGUCACCCAGGGUGCCUUUCUGUGUGGAGUUUGCCUGUUCUCCCUGUGCAUGCGUGGGUUUGCUCUGGUUUCCUCCCACGGUCCAUAGACAUGCAGAUUAGGUCAACUGGCUACUCUAAAUUGCCUAUAGGUGUGGUUGUUGGCCCUCUGGUGGACUGGCGACCUGCCCAGGGUGGACCCUGCCUCCCACCCAAAGAUGCUGGGAUUGGCUCCAGCUUCCCCAGAUGGAUUAAGUAGUAGAGAUAUUGGAUGGAUUCAACACAGAGGGUUCAUUUUAUUUUUGGAUUUUUAUAAAAUGUUUGGUUCUUCUGAACAUCCUUUCAAAUUGAAAACUGCAUUGUUUUGGAUUUGUAGAGAGGUUUAUAAACUUAAUCAAAAUGCUGUACGUUGGAAUCGAUAAUUCAGUAGCUUUCAGAUAUGGCACUUUUUCAAGAUUUGAGAUUAAGAGGGGGUAUAUGUCAAGAAUGUUCACGGUUCACGGUUAUUAUUUAUAUGGCAGAAAUGUUACCUAUUUUCAUGGGCGUUGCCCAUUGCAUAUUCAUGUGGAGAAAUAAAUGUCAUUACAUAAGGAAGGAUGACGUGGUUAAAAACUAUGAAGAUGGGGGUGUGCGUGUAAUUAAUUUUGAUGAUAUGAAUGGUGUCUUGAAAUUGAAAUGGCUGAGAUGUUUUGUUGAAAAUAGACACUUUCUGGUUGUGUCCAACGUGAUUUUGCAGAAAAUGGGUGGAAGAAACAUUGUAAUAUAUUGUGACUUUGAUUGAGCUCUUUGAUUUCCAUCAGUAAGUCCUCUUUACUUUCCUGGGGCAGCGUGUGGCUCAGUGGGCUAAGCCUGUGUGCCUGUAAUUAGAAGGUCAUCGGUUCAAACCCAGCCUCCACGGGGGCAAUAAAGUAUCAAUUGUCAUUAAUAUACAAACAUAACAUCACAUAACACAUGUAGAAUAAUAGCUACUUAUUGUUCAGCAGGAAAUCUGUGUUUAGAUGGGAAUGGAGAUCCAAAAGGGUUUGGGCUGUUGCUCAUUUUAUUGAUAAUAAUGGAAAUGUGUUACAUUGUGAGGUCUUCUGUGAGAAAUUCCAUCUUUAGUGUUCUGUUAAGACCUACAAUAGAAUGGUAAAAGCCAAACCAAUCUCUCUGAGAUCAGUGGUUAAAGAAAAUAGUAGCAACCAAUUAUAAUUAAUGCACCUCUCGAAGUAUCAACCUAUCAUUGUGGGUUUUUUGAUAGAAUUGCUUUUCAGUGAAAUAACAAUCAGUCACCAGCAGGCUCUUUGAGGAAGCUUGGAAACAGUAUAUCACCUGCUAAUUUACCGGCUCAGUGUCACCACAAUUCGGUUGGGGACAGUCUGUUCGUUUCACUUUCUAUUUUGCCUAUUAAAGAAAUUUUACCUUA
Messenger RNA from Paramormyrops kingsleyae, 3464 nucleotides. The record is from RefSeq and is a predicted model, not a curated record. NCBI's taxonomy places the organism in Eukaryota, Metazoa, Chordata, Actinopteri, Osteoglossiformes, Mormyridae.